CGGAGAUAUCAAGGGACUCCAUCUCGACCUCUCCGAACUUCCUUUUAAACACCCCUCUUCUCCUUUUCAACUCCUAAAUCCGUCAUCGAUCCAUAGAUACCAUCUUUCUUUCUUUCUUUCUUUCUGUGUCAACACACACAUACACACUUACUGUGUGUACGAGAAUCAUGGCGACGUAUCCUCCAUCGACACAUUGUCCAUCAUCAUCGGCUUAUUCGAAUAAUUCGUCUCUCAUUAAUGGGAGUAAUCGUCUUCCUCAACGUACAUCCUUUCCAUCGAUUCUUCGUAAACGAUGUCGUUCGACAAAGCUCUAUCUACAUCAAUCAUCUAAUGGAGUUUCACUCUCAAAAGCCGUUCAUGUGCAAGAUGGUGCUAAAAGCAUGAAAGCAUCUCCUGUUGAAAACGAUGGUCCUGUUAAGAUAUUGAAAGAUGGAAUAUUAUCCGUGCCACCUGUCACGCCUCCGGAAGAAAGCAUAGAUAUUGCUAGUUUUGAUUUCAACAAAGACAAGUCUACUGUUAGCAUAACAGUGGUUGGAGCUUCAGGUGACCUUGCCAAAAAGAAGAUCUUUCCUGCACUUUUUGCACUUUAUUAUGAAGGUUGCCUUCCUGAGCAUUUCACAAUAUUUGGAUAUGCACGAAGUAAGAUGACUGAUGCUGAACUUAGAACCAUGGUUAGCAAGACACUUACUUGCAGAAUUGAUCAAAGGGAGAAUUGUGGUGAAAAGAUGGAUCAGUUUCUUGAAAGAUGUUUUUACCAUCCAGGUCAAUACGACUCUCAAGAAAACUUCUUGGAGCUGGACAAAAAGCUCAAGGAACAUGAGGAUCGUUUAUUCCUGAAAAUUUUGGCCGGAAGGGUUGCAAACCGUCUUUUCUAUUUAUCAAUUCCGCCAAAUAUUUUCAUAGACGCAGUUAAAUGUGCCAGCUGUUCUGCGUCCUCUGCAAAUGGUUGGACAAGGGUCAUCGUUGAAAAGCCAUUUGGCCGGGAUUCUGAAUCCUCUGCUGCAUUAACAAGGUCCCUCAAGCAGUACUUGGAUGAAGAUCAAAUUUUCAGGAUAGAUCAUUAUCUUGGAAAAGAGCUAGUGGAGAAUCUUUCGGUUCUUCGCUUUUCCAACCUAAUUUUUGAACCGCUGUGGUCACGACAAUAUAUAAGGAAUGUACAGUUCAUAUUUGCCGAAGAUUUUGGCACUGAAGGACGAGGAGGAUACUUUGACAAUUAUGGAAUAAUUAGAGACAUUAUGCAAAACCAUCUGCUUCAGAUAUUAGCUCUUUUUGCCAUGGAAACCCCUGUCAGCUUGGAUGCAGAAGAUAUCAGAAACGAAAAGGUCAAAGUUUUACGUUCCAUGAGGCCUUUGCGACUUGAUGAUGUAGUAACAGGACAGUACAAGAGUCACACAAGAGGGGGUGUCAAAUACCCAGCUUAUGUUGAUGACAAGACUGUACCUAGCGACAGUCUAACGCCAACUUUUGCUGCUGCGGCUCUUUUUAUUGAUAAUGCUAGAUGGGAUGGUGUUCCCUUUUUGAUGAAGGCGGGGAAGGCUUUGCAUGAUCGUAGGGCUGAAAUAAGAGUGCAAUUCAGACAUGUACCGGGUAAUUUGUAUAACAAGAAUAUUGGGACGGAUCUUGACCUAGCAACGAAUGAGCUUGUUAUUCGUGUGCAGCCUGAUGAAGCUAUAUAUCUCAAGAUCAACAACAAAGUUCCUGGUUUGGGGAUGAGAUUGGACCGUAGUAACCUUAAUCUUCUCUAUGCAGCAAGGUAUUCAAAGGAGAUUCCUGAUGCAUAUGAAAGACUUCUUCUUGAUGCGAUCGAAGGAGAAAGAAGACUUUUCAUACGGAGUGAUGAAUUAGAUGCAGCCUGGUCAUUAUUCACUCCUGUACUUAAGGAGCUGGAAGACAAGAAGAUUGUACCAGAAUACUACCCGUAUGGCAGUCGGGGUCCGGUUGGGUCCCACUAUCUUGCGGCUAGAUACAAGGUUCGAUGGGGCGAUGUUGGUUCAGAGCAGUGAUGGACGGCUGUUUCUUUUUUAUUUAUUUUAGUUUUUAUGGAGAAUUUGAGAUUCAUUGGCUUGGUGAUUUUAGGGAUGAAUGGUGUAAGGAAAUAAAUAGCAAGAAGCCAAAAGUAUCAAGGUUUGAUGUCAUGGUUUUUAAUGUGUUGUAUACUGUUUUUGGCUUUUCAGAACUCUAAUGAGUAAUUUUCGUUGGUCUUUUAUGGUUCUCAAAUUGCAGAAUAGCUUUUUCUGUUAA
Messenger RNA from Cynara cardunculus var. scolymus (artichoke), 2241 nucleotides. Its product is annotated as glucose-6-phosphate 1-dehydrogenase, chloroplastic. The record is from RefSeq and is a predicted model, not a curated record. NCBI's taxonomy places the organism in Eukaryota, Viridiplantae, Streptophyta, Magnoliopsida, Asterales, Asteraceae. Gene Ontology annotation, molecular function: glucose-6-phosphate dehydrogenase activity; NADP binding. Gene Ontology annotation, cellular component: chloroplast stroma. The coding region runs from base 168 to 2003 and encodes 611 amino acids. The transcript is spliced from 11 exons. Gene Ontology annotation, biological process: pentose-phosphate shunt, oxidative branch; glucose metabolic process.